Messenger RNA from Nicotiana attenuata, 767 nucleotides. RefSeq names its product oleosin 1-like. The transcript has a single exon. Gene Ontology annotation, cellular component: membrane; monolayer-surrounded lipid storage body. The record is from RefSeq and is a predicted model, not a curated record. Gene Ontology annotation, biological process: lipid storage. The coding region runs from base 81 to 587 and encodes 168 amino acids. Lineage: Eukaryota; Viridiplantae; Streptophyta; Magnoliopsida; Solanales; Solanaceae.
AUAUUUAAUUUCCUCUUAAAGAAACUCUCCCAUUUUUUCCUUCAGACAAACAGUACGGUCGAUUUCUUCUCCUCUUAACAAUGGCUGAACAACAACCAAGCUACGGUCGUCCACAAAGGCCACAAACUAGAUCCGCAGGUUUCAACAGCAACAUGACAACCCCUUCGUUUCUCCGAAAAUUACAAGAACAUGUCCCAAAUUCAACCCAACUUGUCGGAUUCUUGACCCUUAUUAUCUCCGGGGCAAUCUUGCUCCUUCUCACUGGCUUAACUCUUACGGCUAUUAUUCUGGGUCUUAUUUUCUUCACGCCUUUGGUCCUUAUCUCUAGCCCCAUCUGGGUCCCUGUGGGUACUGUUCUAUUCAUAGCCAUUGCUGGAUUCUUAUCUGUCUGUGGAUUUGGGGUCGCAAGUUUGGCGUCUCUCUCUUGGCUGUAUAGGUAUUUCAGGGGAUUCCACCCGCCCGGUUCAGACCGGGUUGAUUACGCGAGAAGCCGGAUUGCUGAUACGGCUAGCCAUGUGAAGGAUUACGCUAGAGAAUACGGUGGGUAUCUUCAUAGUAAAGUGAAAGAUGCAGCUCCCGGUGCUUAAUUGAACCGCUCAACAAGCCGCUCGAAUCGGAUUUUUUUUCCUCGAUCAUGCAUGUUACUUUUAGUAACGGUUUUGAAUUUUUUUUUAAUAUCAAUCGGAUCUCUGUAAUGUUCUUAUUUUAAGAGAAUGCAGUGAUGUUCUUUGAGAAUUAUUCAAGGUGGAUUUUAAAUUUUUUGUUAA